This is a messenger RNA of Fusarium redolens, 810 nucleotides long. RefSeq names its product CobW/HypB/UreG, nucleotide-binding domain-containing protein. The transcript has 2 exons. Gene Ontology annotation, molecular function: nickel cation binding; GTPase activity. The record is from RefSeq and is a predicted model, not a curated record. Bases 1 to 810 code for a protein of 269 amino acids. Lineage: Eukaryota; Fungi; Ascomycota; Sordariomycetes; Hypocreales; Nectriaceae.
AUGUCGCACUCUCACGAUGGUCACUCCCAUUCCCACGAUGGCGGCUUCAACGCCGUUGAGCAUGGUCACUCGCAUGAGAUCCUUGAUGGUCCAGGAAGCUUCCUGGGUCGCGAGAUGCCAAUUGUAGAAGGACGAGAAUGGUCUGAGAGAGCUUUCACCAUUGGCAUUGGAGGUCCCGUCGGUUCCGGAAAGACUGCCCUCAUGCUCGCCCUAUCCCUCGCUCUCCGAAAGGAAUACUCCCUCGCAGCCGUGACGAACGACAUCUUCACCCGCGAAGAUGCAGAGUUCCUCACCCGGAACAAAGCCCUCCCACCUCCUCGCAUCCGCGCCAUUGAGACCGGUGGCUGCCCACAUGCUGCUGUUCGUGAAGAUAUCUCCCAGAACCUCGCUGCAUUGGAGGACCUGCACCGCGAAUUCGAUACCGAUAUCCUCCUCAUUGAAUCAGGAGGUGACAACCUUGCUGCGAACUACAGUCGUGAAUUGGCCGAUUUCAUCAUCUAUGUUAUUGAUGUUAGUGGUGGCGACAAGAUCCCUCGGAAGGGUGGCCCUGGUAUCACGCAGAGUGACCUGUUGGUCGUGAACAAGACUGAUCUGGCUGAGAUUGUUGGCGCUGAUCUUGGUGUUAUGGAGAGAGAUGCUAGAAAGAUUCGAGAGGGGGGGCCAACGGUUUUUGCGCAGGUGAAGAAGGAUGUUGGCGUCGAUCACAUUAUCAGACUAAUCAAGAGCGCAUGGAAGGCCAGUGGUGCAGAGGAAGAGAGACGAAGCAAGGGAGGUCCCAGACCAACAGAGGGUUUGGAGCAGUUGGAAUAA